Molecule: messenger RNA, 4890 nt
Organism: Drosophila sulfurigaster albostrigata
Lineage: Eukaryota; Metazoa; Arthropoda; Insecta; Diptera; Drosophilidae
Product: pre-mRNA-splicing factor ATP-dependent RNA helicase PRP16
Exons: 5
Coding region: 100-3792 (1230 amino acids)
Biological process (GO): mRNA splicing, via spliceosome
Cellular component (GO): intracellular anatomical structure; spliceosomal complex
Molecular function (GO): ATP binding; RNA binding
Source: RefSeq, a predicted model, not a curated record
CGAUAGCGCAAUUUUAUAGUUUUACCACCACUAUUGUGAAACGCGCACGAAACGUUUUUAAUAGCCAAAAACAAGAAGAAAACUCGAACAAUAUUUGCAAUGUCCGAGGAUGAGGCGGGCGUGCAUCGCCUGGAGGGCACCGCCGGCCAGCCAGCACGCGGCGGCCUCGUCAUCAAGAAGUCCAAGGACAGCAGUGGGGGCAGUAAGGACGCUAGUGGCGGCAGUUUCAAAGUGCCGCAAGCAUCGUUGCUGGGCCUGGACAAAUUGGCGGCCAAACGUCGAGCGGAAAAGGCGCGCAACGAACGUCUGAUUAGCUUCAAGGACACCGAGUACGAUGAUGGCCAACACACUCCCAGCACACCCAAUUCCUCAGUCAAUGUCAGUGAGUUUGCAUUCAAGAAACCCGAUACCAAAAGCUUUGAGAAACUGAGUCGCCAGCUGCGCGAGCACAAAGACGAGACGCCCUCGCACACUGGCGGCGUCUCGGAGAAGGCACGCGAACGUCUGCGCGAACACAUUCAGCGUGAUCGCGAGCGGCACAAAGGUGGCGAUGGACGUGACCGGGAGAGGGAUCGUGAUCGCGAUCGUGAUCGAGAGCGAGAACGGGAUCGUGAUCGGGAUCGCGAACGGGAGCGUGAACGGCAGCGACGCGGCGACGAGCGACGCAAGCGGGCACGCGAUCAGGACAGGCGACGCGACAGGCAUCGAGAUCGAUCCGUGUCCGUGCGCAGCGAGCCGGGCACGCCAGGCAGCACCACCGGCGGCGGUGGCGUCUCCAACAGCUCCUGGGACGACGACGAUCAUCAAACGGGCAUCAAAUCGGACUGGGAUUUGCCCACCCCACGUUCCGGCUACGGCAGCAGCAGCGAUUGGAGUCGCUCCGAGCGCAGUCACAGUCGCUCGCGUCCCCCGCCAAGCAGUCGUCGUGGCCAGCAGACGGAUGACACGACACGUGCAACGCCUGCACAUCGCUACAAUCAAUGGGCACACGAUCGCAAGCGCAGUGGAGCAACACCCGCCUGGUCCGGCGAUGCCGAGUCACGGGAUCUGUGGGAGGAGGAGCAACGGCGCUUGGAUCGCGAAUGGUACAACAUCGAUGAGGGCUACGACGAGGAGAACAAUCCGUUUGGUGGCAGCAAUGCCGAUUACUUCCAGCGACGCGAGGAGCAGCUGGAGCAGAAGCGCAAGAAACGCAUCAGCGCCCAGCAGCGACAGAAUAAUCGCGACAACGAGCUGUGGGAACGCAAUCGCAUGUUGACCUCGGGCGUUGUCACCUCGAUCAAUGUGAGCGACGACUUCGAUGAGGAGGCGCUGGAGCGAGUCCAUCUCCUGGUGCAUCACAUAGUGCCGCCGUUUCUCGACGGGCGCAUUGUGUUCACGAAGCAACCGGAGCCGGUGGUGCCGGUCAAGGAUCCCACCUCGGACAUGGCGCUGUUGGCACGCAAGGGCAGCGCCUUGGUGCGCAAUUAUCGCGAGCAAAAGGAGCGUCGCAAGGCGCAAAAGAAGCACUGGGAACUCGGUGGCACCAAGCUGGGCAACAUCAUGGGUGUGCAGCAGCCGCAGGACGAGGACGAUGCCAAAUACGACAAGGAUAACGAUACGGCCGACUAUCGCAAGGAUCAAAAGUUUGCCGAUCACAUGCGCGACAUGCAGGAUCACAAAUCGGGAGGCGGCAAAUCCGAAUUCUCGCGCAAGAAAACCAUUGGAGAGCAGCGUCGCUUUCUGCCCGUGUUUGCCUCACGGCAGGAGCUCUUGAAUGUGAUACGCGAGAAUUCGGUGGUCAUCAUUGUCGGCGAGACGGGCAGCGGCAAGACGACGCAGUUGACCCAGUAUCUGCAUGAGGAUGGCUACAGCAAGAGCGGCAUGAUCGGUUGCACGCAGCCGCGUCGUGUGGCCGCCAUGUCGGUGGCCAAGCGUGUCUCUGAUGAGAUGGACACCCAACUGGGCGAGGAUGUGGGCUAUGCUAUACGUUUUGAGGAUUGCACCUCGGAGCGCACAGUGAUCAAAUAUAUGACGGAUGGUAUUUUGUUGCGUGAAAGUUUGCGUGAUCCCGAUCUGGACAGCUAUGCGGCCAUUAUAAUGGACGAGGCACACGAACGUUCGCUAUCCACCGAUGUGCUCUUUGGGCUGCUGCGUGAGAUUGUUGCGCGUCGCCAUGAUCUGAAAUUGAUCGUUACGUCCGCCACCAUGGACUCGACCAAGUUUGCCACGUUCUUUGGCAACGUGCCCACAUUCACCAUCCCGGGACGCACGUUUCCCGUCGAUGUGAUGUUCAGCAAGAACGCUUGCGAGGAUUACGUGGAGUCCGCCGUGAAGCAGGCGCUGCAAGUGCACUUGACGCCCAACGAGGGCGACAUGCUCAUCUUUAUGCCCGGCCAGGAGGACAUCGAAGUCACGUGCGAGGUGCUCGAGGAGCGUCUCAGCGAAAUCGAUAAUGCACCCGAGCUGAGUAUACUGCCCAUCUACUCACAGCUGCCAUCGGAUCUUCAGGCGAAGAUCUUUCAGAAAUCCGCAGAUGGUGUGCGCAAAUGUGUGGUGGCCACCAACAUAGCAGAGACAUCGCUGACCGUCGAUGGCAUCAUCUAUGUGAUUGACUCCGGCUACUGUAAGCUGAAGGUCUACAAUCCAAGGAUUGGCAUGGAUGCCCUGCAAAUCUAUCCCAUCUCGCAGGCGAAUGCCAAUCAGCGUUCCGGACGUGCUGGACGUACAGGUCCUGGUCAGGCGUAUCGCCUCUACACCCAACGUCAGUACAAGGACGAGUUGUUGGCGCUCACAGUGCCCGAGAUUCAGCGCACCAAUUUGGCCAAUACGGUGCUGCUGCUCAAAUCGCUGGGCGUCGUCGAUCUGCUGCAGUUUCAUUUCAUGGAUCCGCCGCCUCAGGAUAACAUACUCAAUUCGCUGUAUCAGCUGUGGAUUUUGGGUGCCCUGGAUCACACGGGUGCGCUGACCACGCUGGGCAGGCAGAUGGCCGAAUUUCCGCUGGAUCCGCCGCAGUGUCAAAUGCUGAUCGUCGCCUGCCAAAUGGAGUGCAGCUCCGAGGUGCUCAUCAUAGUUUCCAUGCUGUCGGUGCCCUCGAUCUUCUAUCGCCCCAAAGGACGCGAGGAGGAGGCGGAUGGAGUGCGUGAAAAGUUCCAGGUGCCGGAAUCGGAUCACUUGACCUACCUCAAUGUGUAUCUGCAGUGGAAGCAGAACAACUACAGCUCCACGUGGUGCAACGAGCACUUUAUACACAUCAAGGCGAUGCGCAAGGUGCGCGAGGUGCGACAACAGCUCAAGGAUAUCAUGACCCAGCAGAAGAUGAACGUCAAGUCGUGCGGCACCGAUUGGGACAUUGUGCGCAAGUGCAUCUGCUCCGCCUAUUUCUACCAAGCGGCGCGUCUCAAGGGUAUCGGCGAGUACGUGAAUUUGAGGACCGGAAUGCCUUGUCAUUUGCAUCCAACGUCAGCGCUCUAUGGACUGGGAACAACACCGGAUUAUGUGGUGUAUCACGAGCUGAUUAUGACCGCCAAGGAGUACAUGCAAUGUGCCACCGCUGUGGAUGGCUAUUGGUUGGCCGAGCUGGGUCCGAUGUUCUUUUCGGUGAAGGAAACAGGACGCAGUGGACGGGAUAAAAAGAAAUUGGCUGCGGAGCACGUGAAGGAGAUGGAGGAGCAAAUGUUGCAGGCGCAGCACGAGAUGGAGGAGCGCAAACAGCAGGCAGCACAACGCGAAGAGCAACUGGCAGCCAAACAGGAGAUUGCAACGCCAGGCAAUGCAACGCCACGUCGCACUCCAGCGCGCAUCGGUCUCUAGACGACCGCAGCGAUUAACAACCAAUUAUUAUUACUUUAUACAUACAUAUAUUUUCAUUUGCAUUUGUAUACACAAUUAUCCAAAAGUGUUUUUUUUUUCUGUUUUAAUAAAUAAGCCAAAAGAUUUGGAGCAAAGCGAGCAAAUGAUAUUGACAUAGCUGAGAAGCAGUUGCUGUCACCUCCAGCACACAAUGAGCAUUGUCCACCACCUGAUACGUAUCCCGGCACAUGCAUUCGCCCCAUUUGCACUCUAGCUGCAAGGGUUCAGCGGACUCCUGGCAAUCCUCUUGGCGGCGACAAUAAGCACCAUAGGCAACAUCUGGUGCACAAAUCGUGUCAUUUUCACUGCUGAUCUUGGUAUAAUGCUUGGCACUGCAGAGGCAGGUGUUGUUGGUACAGGCGGCACCGUUGCCCAGCGUCAGUUUGCAUUGGGCGUUGGUGGUGCAAUUGUGGCCAUAAGCAACGCCAGGCAAGCACAUGGUCAUGUUGGGGUUGUGAACGUGUCCAGCGAUGCAGGCGCACUUCUCCAGCUUGGGCAGGCAAAUGGCAUCGAGGGCACUGCACACGGUAUCGUUGCGACAGCUGACAUCUAAGAUGAGAGCAGGUGGUGAAUGGGAAUACAUAUUGCCUGGCAUAUAAAGCAAAACUUACCCAAUAAAGCGACACAACGUUGCUCAUGCUUAUCAAAGUGUUCCUUGCACAUGCAACUCUUCUGUGACGGGUGGCACACGGCCGCUCUAUCCUUGGCCUGGCAUUGCUUCGUCAACUCACAUGCAUCGUCGAGUGCCACGGCUUGUGGUAUGCAGCGUCGUUUAUCUUCGCUGGGCAUGUAACCUUCGCCACAGUAGCAUUGUUCGGUUAAGUGUUCGCAUACGGUAAACGGCUGGGUGCAUGUGUGUUCCUUUGUGCAGGCUCCACCGAUGAUGUUACUGUACUUGAGUUCCUUGGGCUUGCAGGUUACAUGUUCGUUGCCCUCGGCGGAGGCGGUGCAUUGGCAAUGCGAGUCAUGGCAUUUGGCAUGUUCGUAUUGCUGGCAAUCGGUAUCGUUGUGGCAGCCUAGCUCGAGCAAAUCGUUGGCCAAUGCUGCAUUUGGCAGCCA